AUGCCUCCUCGACAAAGAAACCAGCAAGCUCGAGAGGACUUCCACGUCCCGGCUGAUAUGCAAAAGGUUGCAGAUGAUCAGCCGGCACUACCGACCAUCCUAAAGACGGCCCACGAUUUUAUGCGUCGCAAUAAACCCCCCUUGACAGCGGAGCAGAUACAAGCGCUACUUCCUAGCGCUCAGAUAGACACCACUUGGACGCAGCAAGAUGAGCUCGGUCUGCGGCAAGCCUGGAAUAACGACCCGUUGAAGCCGCACUUGCUAGACAGCAGAGGCAACAAGCACCUGGCUCCUCUGUGGAGAUACACGCUUCGGUUCAUGGGAAUUACCGUCGAAGAGAUUAUCGGACCUCGAUUCAACCUCGCAUACGACACUUCGUCGAACCAGGUAAUUCGGGUGGGAGGCCAGGAGACGCAUCACCCGCAUUGGUCGUCAAAGUUCUGCGAGAAGCUCACCCAGCUGGUUUCCCAUCCCAUAUGGCUAUCGCAGCCGGGGGCGAUGGCUGUGUGUUUGCAAUAUGUAGUCAAGUGCCGUACUAACGAUCAACGCCAGAUGAGCUGGCCCAAGGACAAUUACACAGAGAAUCGGUUUUUCGACGUCUUUCAAACCGUCAACCAUACCUUCCAGAGCGGUACGAUGACGGUGACCGAUCUCCACGACGAGGUCGAGCGACGGAUGAACGGCAUCCCGUCCCAGUACUCGCGGCUAUUUAGGGCGAUCGAGGACGCCGUAUUUGAUGCCCAAAUCGUGCCUCUACGAGCGCCGGGUAACGCGGGGUCGGACGUUGGUACAUAUAUAGUCACGACUGGUGACCUGUCGACCCUAAUCGAGGCUCUCGGCAAGCAGGCAGAUAUUCACGGUCUUCCCAUAUACCGCCCAGCUGCGUAUACCGCGGUGGCCGCGAAGACUGCCAAGAAAAGUUACGAUCUUCCCCGAGAGAGCGAAUUAGGAGCUGCGAGAGAGAAAUCGAUCUUGGGUGUCAGAAGAUACCAGGCGAGAGCGGCUAAAGUCGCAGCUCAGCAGCCACCCCCGCUACCGCAGUCAGGGCAAAGUAUUCCUGCGGUACCCGCGGCAGGCAAUAACGCCAAGUCGCACGUAGGAACACAGACUACCGAACCGUGGCCGACCCGGAGCCCGCGGGCGGACUCCGAGGACUCUGACGACUUCUUUUACGACCCCUUAGAAGACGAACCUGCUAAUCCUCACCUAGGAGUCGUUGAUAGGAAUUCCUCCGCUGGGGAAGCAGCAGCGGAUCCUAUGGAAAUAGAUGACAGCAUAUAUCCGGGCGUAGAUGAGCAUGCUAUCGAUCCUCCGCCUGGGCCAACUAUACCAGCCCUCGACAUGAGUGGAUUAGUGGCUGUUGAAGUCGAUUUACCGAUCGAACCACUACGAAGGCGGUUCUACGCUGCGGCGACAAGCUAUGGUACGGUUGGAGUUCCAAGCGAUGAAGCUUGGACGAGCUUAAGGUAG
Messenger RNA from Daldinia vernicosa, 1470 nucleotides. RefSeq lists its product as uncharacterized. The transcript has a single exon. The record is from RefSeq and is a predicted model, not a curated record. The coding region runs from base 1 to 1470 and encodes 489 amino acids. Lineage: Eukaryota; Fungi; Ascomycota; Sordariomycetes; Xylariales; Hypoxylaceae.